CAGUUUUAAGUAGGCUGUAAGUUUUGUGUUGCUCAGACUGCUCGUUCAAAGGCUGGCCUACUACAUAACAUUAGCUACGCCAAGAGGCUCGCUUCAAGCAGCAUAUAAGCAAAAGCGAAAAUCUGACCAAACGUCACAUUUUACCGAGUAAGCAGCACUGCCCCGUGAUCUAUCACUUGACUUCGCGGCAAGCCUAUUAGCGGUUAUACUUGGCAUUAGAGUUUGCUUGCUAGCACCCAACCUAGUACCAAGUAAUUGGCUCCGACUUGUUAUCAGUGUUAGACUUCAAACGGAUUCAUAACCCACCCCUUUGGAUUCAGAGUAAGACAGCUUUCACUUCAUCAGCGCUGGCAUAUAAACUGCCUUCACCAUGGCUGCUGCUGCUGCUGCUGCCACCACCACCGCUUCAUCUUCCACCCAGGGGAGCCUUCGUGAGGACCUGACCUGUGCCAUAUGCUGUGACCUGUUCAGGGAGCCUGUGAUGCUGGCCUGCAUGCACCACUUCUGCAAGGCCUGCAUCUCCAGGUACUGGAGAGGAGUCCAGGGGCCGGUGACUUGCCCACAGUGCCGCAGGGUGUUCAGCACAAAACAUUUUCAGACCAAUUACCUGGUGGUAGCCAUGGUGGAAAAAGUUAGGGCCAGCAGCUCAGACACUUACAUCAAGGAUCUAGAGAAACAACUGAAAGAUACUUUGGAGAGCCAUCGCCUAAAGAAGGAGGAGUACAUCAAUCUUAUUCGCAAAGACAAAGAGAAGAUGGAUGCCAUAAAGAGAGUUGGAGCAGAGCUGCAGGCUCGUGUCCAAGGGGAAUUCAGAGCUUUGCAGCAGUUCCUGCAGGAUGAGGAGGCUUGCGUGCUGGAGCAGCUAAGGAAGGAGCAGGAGGAGGUGCUGGAGCAGCUCCAGCGCCACCUGGAGGCCAGUAAGGAGGCUGUGAAGGAGCUGGAACAGAAUAUGAAAGUCCUCCAGCAGGCCAGCAUUGCCACUGAUAACGGUGUUUUGGUCGAGCUCCCACAGCUAAGCAGACCGUGUGUACGAGUUGAUACGCCACCAGAGCUCGAUAUAAAUGCUUUCAACAGCAAAUACAUAGCCCCCUUACAGUACAUCACAUGGAGAAAGAUGUUCAAGUCUUUAAAGCCAGGUCUUGCCCCAUUAACUUUUGAUGUUGACACAGCGCACCCAAGCAUUUCCGUCUCCAGGGACAAAACCGUGGCAGUCGAAUAUGACAGCAUGACCUCGUACAAGCCCCACCCCAAGCGCUUCCUCCAGUGUGUCAACAUUCUGGCCGCCCAGGGUUUCCAGUCAGGCCGACACUACUGGGAAAUAGCGGUGGGCUCCAAACCGAAGUGGGACCUGGGAGUGGCAUUGGAGGGAGUGGACAGGCAUACACGAAUCAAGCUGAGCCCUGAGAGCGGCUACUGGACCUUACGGCUGCGUAAUGGGAACGAGUACUCAGCCGGCACCCAGCCCUGGACCAGGCUGCAGCUUGGUUCUUGCCCCCAGAGGAUUGGGGUUUUCCUGGACUGUGAGGAGAGGAGAGUGUCCUUCUACAACGCCGACGACAUGAGUCUACUGUACUCGUUUGCCAGUGGGCCUAGGGGCAAAGUUUUCCCCUUUUUCAGCCCUUGCAUUAGUGACACCAGUCAGAGACCUCAGCCGAUCCAGCUCAUUCAUUACCCUACUGCCGUUUUGUCUGGCUGACACGGCUGCAGUCAAUAAAAGCCAAAUGCUGUCCAAGUUCUGUUUGACCAAAGAGUUUUAUCGACAAGCCAUUGAAGGACAGUACUGCUAUUGUUGGCGUUAGGGUCCAAUAUUAUUCUUGCCUAGAUGAGGUUAAAAAUUCAGAUCGUUGCUUGGUGUCUUAUUCUGUUAAAAUAUUUGGUUACUGCGUUUUUAGGGACUGGUCAUUGCUGUACCCUUCUUGAACUCUGAAUACCUUAAAAAGCUACAGAAAUCACUGUUAUAUUAAAUGUUAUGCUUAGCUUUGUAGUAUCAGUUUUUUUUUUCUGGAAAAUGGAAAAAUAAUCUCUAUUGUACUGUGAUAUGGUGUCCUGAAGUGGCUGAUACUCAGAAUUUGCAUUAUGUGAAAAUGCAACGGGUACAUUUUAGUAAAAACAUUUAAACACUGUUGAA
Molecule: messenger RNA, 2128 nt
Organism: Myripristis murdjan (pinecone soldierfish)
Lineage: Eukaryota; Metazoa; Chordata; Actinopteri; Holocentriformes; Holocentridae
Gene: trim105
Product: tripartite motif containing 105
Exons: 7
Coding region: 371-1696 (441 amino acids)
Molecular function (GO): metal ion binding; protein binding
Source: RefSeq, a predicted model, not a curated record